AUGCCCAACAUCGCACUUUGUUCCGUCAUUGAUACGUUUGUUGAGAUCACGCCAUAUGAGACUGGCUACUCCAUCACUGGGGCCUUUGUAGAUACUUCCAGUUUCGGAAGUCAGUUUGACCAAGGAGUUAAAAUAAAAGACCAGCCCGAGAUGGACAUGCUGUUCCUGCAAGGUCUGUGUGGUAGUGGUCUUGCUAGUCUUGGAAAAACUACUGGAGGAACUAUUACGUUUAAUCAAACGCAAUGGGAUAUGGACUGUCAUUGUUAAAUGCUUAAAGUUACUUACUCUGUGGAUCUGGGGGACAACAUACAACUUUCUUUAC
Molecule: messenger RNA, 322 nt
Organism: Sinocyclocheilus anshuiensis
Lineage: Eukaryota; Metazoa; Chordata; Actinopteri; Cypriniformes; Cyprinidae
Product: cytosolic phospholipase A2 gamma-like
Exons: 4
Coding region: 1-267 (88 amino acids)
Biological process (GO): glycerophospholipid catabolic process
Cellular component (GO): nucleoplasm; cytosol; nuclear envelope
Molecular function (GO): calcium ion binding; calcium-dependent phospholipid binding
Source: RefSeq, a predicted model, not a curated record